Molecule: messenger RNA, 1564 nt
Organism: Hevea brasiliensis (rubber tree)
Lineage: Eukaryota; Viridiplantae; Streptophyta; Magnoliopsida; Malpighiales; Euphorbiaceae
Product: SNF1-related protein kinase regulatory subunit beta-2-like
Exons: 4
Coding region: 406-1335 (309 amino acids)
Molecular function (GO): protein binding
Source: RefSeq, a predicted model, not a curated record
ACCCACUGCCACGGCACCCACACUCUCAUCUCAAUUCUCAAAUCCCAUCUUCCAAAAUCAUCGGAAAAUUCUUUUUACUUUUCCCCUUUUUUCGUCUUUUAUUUUAAUUUAAUUUUUUAGACCGCUAUAUGUACCCAUGUAGAUUUUGCCCAUUUCAUUUUUUCUACCAAGAAUUCUCCGAAUUGCUACUCAAAAAAGAAAAAGUGAAUUCUCCAAAUUAGGCAUCUGUGGCCAAUUCCUUGAUGGGCUGUCGUUGAUUUAAUUUAUUUCUAGUUCAUGGGUUUUGGGUAGUAGGUAAUGGGUAUAAAUUCAUAAUCAGAAUCUAGUCACUAAUAAUAAUAAUAAUAACUUUGAUAUUCUGUAAAACAAUGGAGGUUGAUAGAUAAUUAAUUAAUUUAUUAUAAUAUGGGAAAUGUGAAUGGCAAAGGAGAAGAAGAUGGGGCAAAUAGCCCUUCAGGAUCAGGUGGUGGUGGGGUUGGAGUAGGGGUUGAUGAAAAAGGAGGAGCAGGUGGUGGUGGUGGUGGUGGAGGAGUAGGCAAUAAGGGCAGUGUUGCACCAGACAAGGCCCGCCUUGGCCACCUUCCCCCGCCGCCGCCUGAAUUGAUGGGUCAGUCUCCUCCUCAAAGCCCUAGGGCCACUCAGUUACCUCUCCUGUUCACUCCUCAGGUUCCAGUGGUUCCACUACAAAGACCUGAUGAGAUCCAAAUACCAAGCAAUUCAUGGAUGCAAACUACUGUUGGGUGUGAGGAAAUCUGCAAUGAGCAAGGAAUUCCAACAAUGAUUACGUGGAGCUAUGGUGGCAAUGAAGUAGCUGUUGAGGGAUCAUGGGACAACUGGAAAACAAGGAUUCCCUUGCAGAGAUCUGGUAAAGAUUACAAUAUAAUGAAAGUACUUCCUUCUGGCGUUUACCAAUACAGGUUUAUUGUUAAUGGACAGUUGAGGUACAUCCCUGACUUACCUUGGGCUCAAGAUGAUACUGGCAAUGCUUACAACAUUUUGGAUUUGCAGGAUUAUGUUCCAGAGGACCUUGAGAGUAUGUCUAGUUUUGAACCGCCUCACUCUCCAGAGUCUAGCUACAACAAUCUGCAACUUGGAAAUGAAGAUUUUGCAAAGGAUCCACCACUUGUUCCUCCAAACUUACAGAUGACGCUGCUUAAUAUGCCAUCAUCGUACAUGGAGAUUCCACCUCUUUUAUCAAGACCCCAACAUGUGGUGCUUAAUCAUCUCUACGUGCAAAAAGGGAAGGGUGGCCCUGCGGCGGUGGCACUUGGUUCAACACAUCGUUUUUCAGCUAAGUAUGUGACAGUGGUGCUCUACAAGUCCUUGCAGAGGUAAUAAUUUUUUUUUUAGCAUCUAUGUUGGUUUUUAGUCUACAGUCACGGGACAUAAUCAAUAUAAUUAUUAAGAGGAAAAGCUACAACAGUGGCUUAAGUAAUCCCAAGGGAUCUUUCACGCGAUGCAAAUGCUUGAUGAACAUUGGUUAGGCAACCUAUUACUUGUUUUGGUUUUCCAUAUGUAGAAAUUAUUCUUCUAAUAUUACAAGACUACGUAUUAUUUGAAUUUA